Macaca mulatta (Rhesus monkey) is the source of this 2031-nucleotide messenger RNA. The record is from RefSeq and is a predicted model, not a curated record. NCBI's taxonomy places the organism in Eukaryota, Metazoa, Chordata, Mammalia, Primates, Cercopithecidae.
CCUGGGCACCUUGACCACACGCUCACUGGGGCUCCAGACCCAGGCUCCCUAAAACAUGGGCCGGGACUCAUAGCAGGACUUCGGGUGCUUGGUAUCCGUGUCAGGUUUUCUCCUGCCGUCUACACUUGACUGUUCAUGAGUCUUGUUCACUGAGCGCUUGCCACGUGCCAAGCCCAGGGCUGGGUGUUGGGGGACGAGUACGUGGGAAGCGAACACGCGCAGAAAGUUACCCGCAUUGAGCGUGUUAGUGCUUCUUGGGCUGAGUCCAUUAACCGAUGAGAAAAGGGUAAGAUGAGAUGGUAUGGGGAGGCUUGCACAAGAUCCCAGGGUGAGUGGGUACGUCAGGUAUGUGUGAGACGUGAAGGAUGACCAGGGGUAUGUAGGAUGGGAGCUGACAAAAAACAGUGUUGGAGGAAGAAGCUUAGCGUCUUAGGGGAACUGAAAGAAGUACUGCAGGAUUGGAUCUGGAAGACAGAGCUGCUUGGCGUUACUGUAUUUUAUCUUCCACCUCUGCUUGCAAAUUGGCCAGUUCUUACUCAGCCUCAUUUAUUUCAAAGUUCCUUGCUAAGGGCAGCAGUGAGCAGCCAACAUACCGCAUAUUUGCUUUUUUUUUUUUUUUCUUUCUAGAGCUACACAGGCUUGGUAAGUGCAGGAUCUGUCUUCCCAGUUAAUGCAGGCAGCAUUUUUUAAGUUGUAUUUACUGCGUAGCGGGAAUGACUAGCUUUCUACCCUGCACCACCUCUUUCCUCACCACCCACUGCCUGGCCGUGAAGCCAGUGCCACUGAGGUUUCUGUCACAGCCGCACCCCUUCUCCAGGUACAAAUUGUUACAUCACUAGGGUGCAGGUUACCCCAGUAAUGUAGUAAUAAUAUGGUAUAGUAAUGUAGUAUAGUAAUAGUAUAGUACAGUAAUAUAGCAGGUUAGGGUGCUUUUGUAACCAAGAGCCUUCAAAGUAUGCUGGCCCUAACAAGAUGGAAGUUUGAUUCUCCUGCACAGAACAGCAUGAAGAAACGGGCAUGCAGGAGAUUCGAAGCCAGUGGGCACGAGCGUGGCUGCCACCCGGUGAACACCUGUGUCCUGGCAUCGUGGGGCCCAGAGGACCGGGAGCCUCCCUCAAGAGGCUGCCCCCCAGCACCGAGGCCAGAGAGUAGCCAGGGGAGGCUAAGUACAGGGAUUUCUCAGAAUGGUGGAAGGAGCUCAGCCCAGCCUUGCCCAAGAUGUAUUGCAGGGGAAUCUGGACAUUUUAACCAUACCAAGAAUCGUUAGAAGAUGCAAGCUGGAAGAAAGAAGAUCCCAGUUUUGGUUUUUAACCCUUCAUGUUGCAGCAAAUGUGAAUCUCCUACAGAUGGGUUUGGGGAUUUCCCUGUUCAAAUAGCAGCCCGGUGUCCUCCAUGGGUGGGGGGAAGUUUGUCCUUUCCUUCUCGUAAAUCCACCAUCCUCUGCACGAGAGCCAGGAGAAUCCACAUCACUUCAAAAGAGCCCCCAAGGCCAGGCACAGUGGCUCACGCCUGUAAUCCCAGCAUUUUGGGAGGCCGAGACAGGCGGAUCACAAGGUCAGGAGAUCGAGACCAUCCUGGCUAACAUGGUGAAACCCCGUCUCUACUAAAAAUACCAAAAAAAUUUAGCCUGGUGAGGUGGCGGGCACCUGUAGUCUCAGCUACUCGGGAGGCUGAGGCAGGAGAAUGGUGUGAACCUGGGAGGCGGAGGUUGCAGUGAGCCGAGAUCGCACCACUGCACUCCAGCCUGGGCGACAGAGCGAGAUUCCGUCUCAAAAAAAAAAAAAGAUCCCCCAAAUCAUUACUACGUACUAUAGCCUCCUUUCAAAUGUUCCUGGUUGAGAGGGAGAUGAAUUGCAUUAUUUACAAGUCAAAAAAUGUUGUAUCAAACUUCCUAUGAGCUUGGGCACUCAUGGCCUGUGGAGGCCCGCCCAGACGCAGCCAGGAUGCUUUUUCAUUGUUUUGUGGAUGUACCCAGGGCUGUUUACACAUUCUUUCAUUAAAAGGCUUAUUUUUAUAUUUAAAACGUUCUAA